This is a messenger RNA of Chironomus riparius, 651 nucleotides long. The record is from the annotation of a GenBank genome assembly. Lineage: Eukaryota; Metazoa; Arthropoda; Insecta; Diptera; Chironomidae.
AUGAUUUAUGGAGUUUAUAUUGUAAGUAAGUCAGGAGGGUUGAUAUUUCAUCACGAUCAUUCCGUGCCACGUAUAGAAACAGAGAAAACCUUUAGUUAUCCACUCGAUCUUAAACUAGACUUUGAUAAGAAAUUCAUUACUGUUGUUUUUGGACAGCGGGAUGGUAUUUUUGUUGGGCAUCAUUUGAUGGCUGUAAACGGAACGCAAGUUAAUGGAACUUUACUGGAAGAUGGAAAGGAAGUGAAGGAAAUCCUCGAAAAGGAGGAAAACUAUCCACUUAAUCUACGAUUUUGUCGACCAAGAAUGACAACAAAUGAGAAGAUUUUCCUAGCGUCAAUGUUCUAUCCACUUUUUGCGAUUGCUAGUCAAUUAUCGCCUGAACCAAAAAGUUCAGGAAUCCAAAUACUCGAAGCUGAUACAUUUAGACUGCACUGCUUUCAGACACUAACUGGUGUUAAAUUUAUGGUCGUUGCUGAACCCAUUCAGACUGGAGUGGAAGUGCUGUUGAAGAAAAUUUAUGAGCUGUAUUCAGAUUAUGCAUUGAAAAAUCCGUUUUAUUCACUCGAGCAACCAUUAAGGUGCGAAUUAUUUGAUCAGAAUUUACAGUUACUUCUGGAUAAUUUCGAAAAGAAUGGAAUUACGAAUAUUUAA